This is a messenger RNA of Phymastichus coffea, 1596 nucleotides long. Its product is annotated as RCC1-like G exchanging factor-like protein. The transcript is spliced from 8 exons. NCBI's taxonomy places the organism in Eukaryota, Metazoa, Arthropoda, Insecta, Hymenoptera, Eulophidae. The coding region runs from base 138 to 1478 and encodes 446 amino acids. The record is from RefSeq and is a predicted model, not a curated record.
CCGCGAGUAAAAAUGAAAAACCGAGACUUGUGAGGUUUCACUAAAUUUUAAUGUUAUAUUUAACGAUUUUUACGUGGAUUCGGAUGAUAAAUUAGUCGUAAUUGUAAAUUGUAAAUUGUAGAACUAUAUUAAUAAAUAUGUUUAACGUAAUUAGAAAUUUGGCAACAGCCGUCGGCAGAAGAAAUGGAAGAACUAAUUCAAAAAAAUCAAAACCAAAAUUUAUGAAAAAACAGAAAUUAAAAGUAUUGCCAAUUUACAAGUAUCCUACAAGCAAACCUGGAACACACCGUGUUUAUGUAUGGGGAUUGCAAGAACAUGGUGCACUUGGUACUGUCAAGCGAAUUUCUUUUGCUGAAGAGAGUGUGGCAUAUGCUGGAUUUCCUCACCGAUUAUCAUUUGGUGAAUACAAUGAUGUUACUGACAUUGCCACUGGAUACGGGUUCACAGCUUUUGCUGUCAAAUCCAAAGAUCAUAAAAUUGUCUAUGGUAGUGGAAUCAAUUCUGACUCACAAUUAGGAUAUCAUCCAAAAGAUGAAAAGUUGAAAAUUCCAAUUGUCAAUGAGCCAAGACCAGUAUUCAUACCAUUAAAAAAUAAGACAACCAAAGUAUUAGGACUUGCAGCUGGCAGAGCACACCUUCUUAUACUAACAGAUGAAGGACUUUAUACUGUGGGAAACAAUGGCUAUGGACAAUGUGGACGACCAAUAAUUAUCAAUGAAAAUUAUUUAAAAAGUAGAGCUAUUCAUUUCAUACCAGACAUGAAAGGAGUUAAAAUGAGAUCUGUUACUGCUGGACAAGAUCAUAGUAUGGUUGUAACUGAAAAGGGAGAAGUAUAUGCCUUUGGCUGGGGUGCUGAUGGUCAAACUGGUCUUGCGCACUAUCGUAAUGAAUACAAACCUUCACUGGUAAAAGGAGAUCUGGCUGGUGAAAAUAUUGUCAAACUGACAUGUACUGCUGAUUGUGUUUUAGCUCUUUCUGAUAAAGGUACCGUGUUUGGUUGGGGAAACUCUGAAUACUCACAAUUACCAGCAAUUGGUGAUAGCCAACAAAUAAAUAUAGCAACUGAAAUAAAAAUGUGCAGUGGUCUUGGUCAAAUUGUGGACAUUGCGUCUGGUGGGAGCUUUUGUAUGGUUCUAAAUAAUGAAGGAGAUGUGUUUGUGUGGGGUUAUGGCAUUCUUGGACUGGGACCAGAAGUUCAAAGUGUUAGAAAGCCGACGUUGAUUCCGAAGACCCUCUUUGGCGUAAAUGCCUUCGAACCAAAUACGAAAGUAAUUAAAAUAUUUAGCGGAAUCAAUCAACUAGGUGCUUUAACAAACCAGGGCAAUCUGUAUAUGUGGGGUCGAAACAAAUAUGGCGCAUUAGGACUUGGUCAUCGAAAAGAUCAAUAUUUCCCUUUAAAAGUUUCCAUUGGAGCAAUUGUACAAAAAAUUAGUUGUGGAGUUGAUCAUACAGUAUCGCUUUGUAAACCUUAUAUUUGAAAAGCAAAAGUAAAAAAAUAAUAUUUAAAAUGUCAAAAGGUUUGAAGAACGUUUCAACAUCACUGCAAACAACAUAAAAUAUUGUUGCAAAAAUUAAAAAAUUGUACAGAUAUGUAAA